Dendrobium catenatum is the source of this 1468-nucleotide messenger RNA. RefSeq names its product endoglucanase 23. The transcript is spliced from 5 exons. NCBI's taxonomy places the organism in Eukaryota, Viridiplantae, Streptophyta, Magnoliopsida, Asparagales, Orchidaceae. Bases 248 to 1468 code for a protein of 406 amino acids. The record is from RefSeq and is a predicted model, not a curated record. Gene Ontology annotation, biological process: carbohydrate metabolic process. Gene Ontology annotation, molecular function: hydrolase activity, hydrolyzing O-glycosyl compounds.
GAAACUCUGCUCCCUCCUUCUCCACCUCCUCCUCCUCCUGCCGCUGCUGGUCGGCGCCACCCACAACUACGGAGACGCCCUCUCCAAAUCGAUCCUCUUCUUCGAAGGCCAACGAUCCGGCCGCCUCCCGCCGGAUCAGCGAGUCAGGUGGCGGAGAGACUCGGCGAUAUCCGACGGCUCAGAAGCAGGGGUCGAUCUAGAAGGCGGAUACUAUGACGCCGGCGACAAUGUGAAAUUCGGAUUCCCAAUGGCCUUUACCACAACAAUGCUGGCCUGGAGCGUCAUCGAAUUCGGCGAAUUAAUGCCCUUCGAUGAGCUCCGGAAUGCCGCCACCGCCGUCCGGUGGGCGUCUGAUUACUUGCUUAAAACUAUCGCUUACCCAAAUCGUCUAUUCAUCCAGGUAGGGGACCCGAUAAGGGAUCAUAAUUGCUGGGAGAGACCCGAGGACAUGGAUACUCUACGGACAGUAUACAGUGUCAGCUCCGAGAAGCCGGGAUCGGAUGUGGCUGGAGAGACGGCGGCGGCGUUAUCGGCGGCGUCCAUGGCGCUCCGGCAAAUCGACGCCGGCUAUGCAGAUAGGCUAUUGGAAGGCGCAUUUAAGGCUUUCGAGUUCGCUGAUACGUACAGAGGAGCUUACAGCGAUGAUCCGGAGCUUAAGGCAGGUGGCUGCCCAUUCUACUGUGAUUUUGAUGGAUAUCAGGAUGAGCUACUUUGGGGAGCUGCAUGGCUAAGAAGAGCCUCACAAAACGACUCCUUCCUCAAUUACAUCCAAAACAAUGGCAAAACUCUUGGAGCUGAUGACAAUAUAAACGAAUUCGGCUGGGACAACAAGCAUGCAGGCCUCAACAUCCUAGUCUCUAAGGAAUUUCUGGAAGGAAAAGUGUUCUCUCUACAGUCAUAUAAAGAGUCAGCUGAUAGUUUCAUGUGCACAUUGGUUCCAGAAUCUUCUUCCCCCCAUAUACAAUACACUCCAGGUGGCCUCAUUUACAAGCCUGGUGGGAGUAAUAUGCAGCAUGUGACCUCCAUUGCCUUCCUUCUCCUCACUUACGCCAAUUACCUUUCCAGAACCUCACAAUAUGUUAACUGUGGAAGCAUUGCUAUCAGUCCUGCUUCCCUUAGGGCUCAAGCCAAGAAACAGGUUGAUUAUAUAUUGGGGGACAAUCCAUCAAAGAUGUCAUAUAUGGUAGGGUAUGGAGACAAAUUUCCUCAAAGAAUUCACCAUAGAGGCUCAUCACUCCCAUCAAUUGCAAACCACUCAGAAUUCAUUGCAUGCAAGGAAGGAACAAUUUAUUUCAACUCCUCAAACCCUAACCCUAACCCUUUGAUUGGAGCGAUUGUGGGUGGACCGGGAGAGGAUGAUAUUUAUGAAGAUGAUCGAGCCGAUUUUCGCAAAUCCGAACCAACUACUUACAUCAAUGCUCCUUUAGUUGGUGUCUUGGCAUAUUUUGCUGCUAAUCCUAAUCUUUAG